CGGUGAUGACGUCAUAUUUUAAAAAUGGAUACCGCUGUGUUUGUUUUGAUUUUAUUUACCUGGAUUGGCUACCUGAAAGCUGAUAUUGUCGUACAGUCCACUCUUUACUGUUCGAUCUGUACCUACAAUGAAGAAUUCUGCAGAAACCCAGCAUAUGUCAACACCAGAUACAAAUUUUACAGUCGGGAUGUUGAAGACGUCAAUUCAAAUGUGGGCACCAGUUAUCAAGAUGGAAGGAACUGUAUUGUAUCUAUAGAAGCACACCCAAACAACCAGAUUGAAGUUCAGAUUGAUUAUCUUGCAAUAGAUAGUUAUGCUGUGAUGGAUGAAAGAGGUUAUCCGAAAUUCUGCUAUGAUUAUCUGAAGCUUUACAAUGGACCCACAGCUGACAAUGCCAAGAUGUUUCCAAAUAUUCCUCCAGCUGGUAUUUGUGGUACGAAGAAUUCCCCUGCUGACAUGGCCGAUAUCCAAACAUUCAAGACAACCCAGAACCAUUUAACUGUCCAGUUUGUUACUGAUGGUCGGAAGGAGAGCUUUGGAGGGUUUAAGCUGAGAAUUUCACAGUUCCCGUAUUCCAAUACAGGGAAUCUGUACCCAUCUGGCGGUAAUCUUGGAGGUUGGAAUGACGGUUCCUAUAACGAGUUCCAGGUGUACUGGGACCAGAGGAAUGUGAUUCCUGGAGGAGUGUUCCCAGGCACAGGAGGAAAUGACUAUAGUGAGGAGGUUGGAGGGAUCGAGUGUUAUGACUGCAAUUUCUGUCCAGUAGAACCUUUUGAUCCUGACCAGUUAUCCAUCAGCACAAGAUCAGGAUGUCAUGUCUGUUCAAAAGAAUUUGACAAUAGUUACCAAAAUGCAAGACGACAGUGCUAUUCACAAACAGACUAUACAUAUUUGUUGGAAAGUUUAUCUGAUGGAAUAGACAAGGUGGAAAGCUACAGUGGCUGCAAACAGUUUGUGACACAAUAUGGUCGCACAGUAAACUAUUGUUUCUGUCAGAAAGACGAGUGCAACUCUGGUACAACACUUCUGUACAACUGGACAUUACUCAUUGUCAUAGCAUCCUCUUUAUGGCUUUCAUUGUAACCAUGGUAAAGCUAUAAGAUGAUUUUAUAGUUUAAUCAUAGUAAUAGGCAAUAUGAUGUGAAUUGCUGACUAGAAGUGUCUGUAAACUACACAGGAGAGGUACAUGUACAGUGAAAUGACUGUAUGAAAUAAUGAAACACCUCUCAAAACACCUCCACCUACACCCAACAUUAUCAUGUUAGAUAUGUUAUGAUGUAUGUAUUCCACUGUGCUUUUACAUACCCAAACAAAGUUUAUGGUAAACCUUCGGUCAGUUCAAAAGUAAAUAUAUAUUAAUGAACCUAUUCAAAUUGUACGAUAUUCUGCUUCAGAAAUUUCGAACUAUCCGAGUUGAUAUCGGCGAAAAUCUCGACAAAGGGUAAAUAAGACACAAACACAUACCUGGCAUAUCAAAUGUAAAUCUGAUACGUAACAACGACGACCUGAACAAUGGCACAUUUGUAAAUAAAUAAGAAAUGAUAGCAUUUUAUUUAAUUCAGUGUCAAAUGAUUGUUAAACUUACUUCAUUUCAUGAUUAUUAUUAUCGUUACUGUAUAUUAAUCGCGAAGCCCUCGGCCAUUAUGUAGCUAUAGGUUCCUAAACAGUACACGGUUCAUUUGUAACAUAAAAGUUGGACAUACUUGUAGACUAGCUAGAGAUAUAAAUGCUGAGUCUCCGAACGGUUUGGUUAUAUUUGAAUCAGAAACUAUCGAUAUAUUAUUGUAAUGAAUGGUCCAUUUCAUAUAUUGAAAUCAUAAUCUACAUAACCUGUUGCGUUUAUGAAAGUGCUACUGUGAUAGGUGAUAUAUGUUGGUAAAAUUAGGUCAGAACUUCAGCAUGUCUGCUUUCAAAUUGCCAAGUCGUAUUAUCUACCAAACUUAUUUGAUACCUACAAAAUUAUCAUCACUGAUUGGGACACCUUUGGACUGUUUUGGCUGGAUAUAAAUGCUUAUCACGUACAUGUAACUCAGAAUGACCUAGUGGCUGAUCAUUGCAACAUUACCGCGAGCAAUAUGGGUGCCGUUUUAGUAUUUGCAAAAUGUGAUAUCACCAAUUCGAUUUAAUGAUAUCACUUAAUGAAUUGAUAUUGGUAAAUUGAAUUAAUGAUAUCCUUAAUUCAAAUUAAUAAUAUCACUUAUUCCAGGAAUUAAUCAAAUCAAUAAAUCGAAUUUGUGAUAUCAUUGAUAUCACUAAAUCAAUUUAUUGAUAUCAUUAAAUAAACGGAAUUAAUGAUAUCAUAAUUCGAAUUAUUGAUAUCAUAAUUCGAAUUAUUGAUAUCAUGAAUUAGUCUGUAGAACCACAGUAAAAAAAGAAUAUGUCUCUCCAUUGCAUUGCGGGAUUACACUUUAAACCAAGAUUGAGGAUAGACUGUAAUUGCUGCUUGAUAUCAGACAAAAUAUUAUCCUGGAGUAACAUUGUUUUGACAACGGUGAUGCUCCUUAUUUCUCAUUGAGAUGAAAUACAUAUUUUUUUACCUGUGAGUAAUACAAGAUCUUUUUUAAAAAUUGCCACAUUGCAAGAGAACCGCUAUUUUGGACAUUUUUAGAGGGAGCAGUCAUUUUGCAAAACAAUUUGGGAAUUAAUGACAUCAUUAUCAUUAAUUCGAAUGUUUGAUGUCAAUAGAUACUCUUAUUUAUCAAUAUCAUUAAUUCGAAUAAAUGAUAUAAUUAAUUCGAAUAAAUGAUAUAAUUAAUUCGAAUUACUGAUAUCAUUAAUUUGAAUUAUUGAUAUCAUUUAUUAAUUCAUUGAUCAGUAAUUCGAAUUAAUGAUAUCACAUUUUGUAGAUAAAUACUAAAACAGCACCCUAUAGAGCGGCUUGCACCUUGUCUCGCCUGCCUACCUAGCGAAAGGGCGCAGUUUUACAGGUAAUACCUUGAUUGGCAAUAACUAGAUGUCCAGUCGCAAUUAGAUAAUCAAUAUGCUUGGCUUGCACUAUAUUUGACAGUGCAUGGAUGAUUUCUUAGUUUGUCAUACAGCGAUAGUACUUAUAUUGCAUGUUUUCUAUACUUUGUGGGGGCCUAAAGUUGCAAUCAACUGAAAAUAUUGAAUUAGCGCUAAAAUGUGUAGCAUAUAUUAAUAUUUUUGUUCUAUCAGAUGAACGGCAAUGAUCACAUACAACCAAUUAACCUAAAUGUGUCUGUUGAUCAAAGUCUUAGCAUUUUUACUGGGCCAAUCGUCGCGAGCUUUCGAUGGAGCUUGCCG
Molecule: messenger RNA, 3264 nt
Organism: Pecten maximus
Lineage: Eukaryota; Metazoa; Mollusca; Bivalvia; Pectinida; Pectinidae
Exons: 6
Coding region: 25-1083 (352 amino acids)
Source: RefSeq, a predicted model, not a curated record